AUGUUGGGAUUGGACGCACUGGGAGCAGAUGGUGAGGGGAUGGGAUUUGAGGGUUUGGCAGACGGUGAGGGGGAGUGGAGCUCUUUACUUGCAGAGCAGUUUGCACAGCAGCUCGGGGCAAUUGAUGAAACCGAUGGGGCUGGAGGGAGUGGGGUUGGUGUUGCAAAAGGCAAGGAGUCGGUGGAAGAACGGGAGAUGCCUUCAGAGGAAGAAAGCAGUGGAAGUAGAGAGACUUCAGACGGGGAACGGGCGAUGGAGGAGGGCGGGGCGAUGGAGAAGGGUACGAUGGAGACGAGGAUGGGAAUAGACGAGCGCUCGGCAGGUCAUGUUUCUCGUAACGAUAAGGUAUCAAUGGUGACUGGAGUGGGGGCAUCUAAUAAGCACUUCCAGCUGCCUAGCACCAAGCAUUUGCCCCGCGAGAGCAGUCCUUUGAACCAUGGAAAGCAAAACCCGGAAACUGAAGGGAUGGAGAGGCAGCUAGGAGUCUGGACUAUUUCUGAGGGUGAAAACGGCCGUGGUAGUCACAUGACGGCAAUGCAGCCAAGCCAACAGGCGGUGCCAUCUCAAGCAGGGAUGGAGGGGCGGGAAGUAGGCUGCACUACUUCUGAGGGUGAAAACGGUCGGUUUAGCUACAUGAUGGCAAUGCAGCCAAGCCACCAGGUGGUAACAUCGGAUCCAUCAUCCUCCCAAUGUCAUCAGCCAGGUCAACGGGGUCAACGGGGCGAGCAGGGUCAAGUGGUCCGAGGGGCAGGUGUGGCGGUGGGUGUGGCAGUAGCAGGUCCAUCCGGCCAUCUAGGCGUGGAGCAAAUUCAUGAUACAGUAGAAACCUCAGCACUGGCAGCAGGGCAGCACGCAGUGACAGGGGAGGAGGCAUUGGCAGAGCAGCAAGCGUUGGCUAGGCCGCAAACAGCAGGGCUGCCUGUCCCAAGCGAGGCACAAGCCGUUUCAUGGGGUUUCAGUGUUGAAGUGUCAGGGGGAUUUAUGACUCCUGGUGAGGAUGGUUCCCUGCAAGAAGCAAAAGAGGAGAUGGAGGUACCCAGAAUGGCAGGAUCAGCUUCAAGCAUGCCUUCAAGCAUGCCUUCAAGCUGGCAUGCUGAGGCGAUGCAGUAUGCACAUGCCACGAUGUCUCCUUUUGGGCCGUUUCAAGGGCGUGAUCCCAGCGCGUGGUGUGCUUUUACCAUGACCCGCAGAUCAUCAGUUGUUGUGAUUCCGCACGUGCGACAGCAUCGCGAGAGCCAACAGCAGCAGCAGCAGCAGCAGCAGCAGCAGCAGCAGCAGCAGCAGCAGCAGCAGCAGCAGCAGCAGCAACAGCAGCAGCAGCAGCAGCAGCAGCAGCAGCAGCAGCAGCAGCAGCAGCAGCAGCACGCAUCGAGCUUCCCAAGACGCAACUCUCUCAUUCUCAGCACUGGCAGGAGGGGAAAGGCAGCUGCACGUGGUGUGAGUGGUGUGAGUGAUGUGGGCAACAUAGGUGGUGUGAGUGGUGUGAGUGGUGUGAGUGGUGUGAGUGAUGUGGGCAACAUAGGUGGUGUGAGUGGUGUGAGUGAUGUGGGCAACAUAGGUGGUGUGAGUGGUGUGAGUGAUGUGGGCAACAUAGGUGGUGUGAGUGGUGUGAGUGGUGUGAGUGGUGUGAGUGGUGCAAGUGGUGUGAGUGGUGUGAGUGGUGUGUGA
This is a messenger RNA of Closterium sp. Naga37s-1, 1668 nucleotides long. NCBI's taxonomy places the organism in Eukaryota, Viridiplantae, Streptophyta, Zygnematophyceae, Desmidiales, Closteriaceae. The record is from the annotation of a GenBank genome assembly.